AUGGGAGCCUGUCGGAAGAGGAAAGCUUUCGUGGAGGAGAACACCGCUGUUUUUCUGAGGAGAAAGAUCACUCUUACUCGGGCCAUUGCGUUGGCUGUAGGCUCCAUGGUGGGCAGUGGGAUCUUCAUUUCUCCUAAAGGAGUGUUGCAAAACUCAGGCAAUGUAGGGGUCUCAUUACUUUUAUGGCUCGCUUGUGGGAUUCUGUCUCUGUUUGGUGCUCUGUCCUAUGCAGAUCUCGGAACAUGUAUUACAAAGUCAGGCGGGCAUUAUAUUUAUCUUUUAGAGACUCUUGGACCAUUGCCGGCUUUCCUCCGAUUGUGGGCUGAAUUUAUUAUGAUACGUCCUGCAAAUAUGGCUGUGGUGUCUUUGGCAUUUGGUCGAUACCUCAUUGAGCCUUUCUUUGCUUCUUGCCAUGUCCCUCCUCUGGCUGUGAAAUUGGUCACGAUGGCAGGAAUUACCGUAGCAGUAGCCCUGAACUGUUGGAGCGUGAGUUGGGCUGCCAAAGUACAGACAGGGCUCACUGUCCUGAAGAUGAUUACUGUGGGUCUAAUUAUUGUUCCUGGGAUCUUGGCUCUUGGAAAUGGUCAUAAUGAAAAUUUCCAGGAUAGUUUUGAUACAAGUUCCUUGACACUUGAAAAGCUACCUCUUGCUUUUUAUUCCGGGAUGUUUGCCUAUGGAGGAUGGUUCUAUAUAAACUUUGUAACUGAAGAAAUUGUAGACCCUAAAAAGAACAUCCCUCGGGCAGUAAUUGUUUCCUUAACUGUUGUUACAGUCUGUUAUGUCCUUACUAAUGUAUCUUACUAUGCUGUCUUGACACCUCAAGAAAUUCUCAGUUCAGAUGCAGUAGCUGUGAGUUUCACUGAUAAAGUUUUCAAGAACAUUUCCCCUGCAAUUCUAAUCCUUGUAGCUCUCUCAUGUUUUGGUGCUUUGAAUGGAGGAAUAUUUGCUGCAUCCAGGAUGCUGUUUGCAGCUGCACGAGAAGGACAGUGGCCAGCUCUCUUUUCAAUGAUACACCUAGAAAGACACACUCCUGUCCCCGCUUUGAUAUUAAUGUUACCUUUGGUCUACUUGAUGGUGUCCAUUGGUGACCUUUAUGGACUUUUGAACUUCUAUAGCUUCUCCCGCUGGUUCUUCAUAGGACUUACCACACUGGGGUUCAUGAUACAUUGCUUUCGACAUCCAACAAUACUAAGACCUUUUAAGGUGCCUCUGUUCUUCCCACUGGUAUUCACAGUAGCCUGUUUCUUCAUUGUGGGGACAUCACUAUAUUCAGAUCCUGUGAACACCAGUAUUGGAUGCGCUUUAACUUUAUCUGGCUUACCUGUCUACUAUCUGGUGGUUCAGAAAACUAGAAUACCAGGCUGCUGUACGUCAAAGUUCAACUCCAUGACUGUGAAACUACAGAUCCUGAUGAAGGUGACUCUUCAGGAAGUCCAGAUGUAUUGAAGGAGUUGUGUGUUGGAAUAAGGAAAACAAUAUUUAGACUGCAAGGAACCCACAAAUUCCUCUACUGUAAGGAACAUACCUCCAAGCCAUUUUAAAGCAAGCAGCAAGUGAUACAAUAUGUGCGAAUCCUUUUUCAUGAGCUAUCCCAUAUUUCAUUUUGUCUUUUAAAGGUGUAAGACUGAUCUUCUUCUGCCCAGAAGCUUGAACAAGCAGUUUAUAAGGAAU
Pseudonaja textilis is the source of this 1671-nucleotide messenger RNA. Its product is annotated as cystine/glutamate transporter-like. Gene Ontology annotation, cellular component: membrane. NCBI's taxonomy places the organism in Eukaryota, Metazoa, Chordata, Lepidosauria, Squamata, Elapidae. The record is from RefSeq and is a predicted model, not a curated record. Gene Ontology annotation, biological process: amino acid transmembrane transport. Gene Ontology annotation, molecular function: L-amino acid transmembrane transporter activity.